Megachile rotundata (alfalfa leafcutting bee) is the source of this 3988-nucleotide messenger RNA. Its product is annotated as endoplasmic reticulum metallopeptidase 1. The record is from RefSeq and is a predicted model, not a curated record. Gene Ontology annotation, molecular function: metalloexopeptidase activity. NCBI's taxonomy places the organism in Eukaryota, Metazoa, Arthropoda, Insecta, Hymenoptera, Megachilidae. Gene Ontology annotation, biological process: proteolysis.
UUUUUUAAUUUUCAUUGUUUUAUACUUGAACCAAUAGUAAUUUAUCUAGUAAAAAAAAUUAAAGAUAUCUGUAGUCAAAAUUAAAUUCUUUUAUUAAUUUUUUUUGUUAAGAAAAUUAAUUAUUCAUGUCCCAUUUACAGCCAAAUCUUCGUUAAGAAUAAUUGAAAUUCCUCGUUUAAAAGUGAUAUUGUAUAAUUGCACGAUCGAGCAAUUUCUUUUGUAUAUACUUAACUACACGUCAGUAGUAUCGAGAAUAAAAGUUUUAUACACGAUCAAGAUACAACACCAAUCAUUCGUUGGAUUAAAAAUUAAAAGAUAUACUCUAUUUUCGUUAACUUUUCUGAAACGCUACACAUAUUCGAGUAUACGCAUACAUAAGCACGAUGCAUGUAUUAACGAGUAUCGGAUAAAUGUGCACCUACAUAAGCCUUUAUUCAAAAAAUGUGAUACGAUAUCUAAUCGUAGUGGCUCAUGAAUACAUGUAGCUGUAAUCUGUUUGAAUGCUUGUAAUAAAGAUUAAACUAAUUGAUAAUAAUGGUCCAUAGUCUACAAUGUUAAUGUGGAAUUAUGUAAAGAAAAAUCUAAAAUUACCGACUAAUAACCGUGACGAUUAAACAAAAUAAUAUAAAUACAACGAAAGUGUGUGUAGUCUGCAUAUCAAGCGAAUCUGAAGAAAGUGACCUCAUCUAAUCUAACUCUGAUCCAAACGUUACAUUAGUCUUCAAAAGUGCCUUUCGUCUCUAAAUAUAAACAAUGGGAGACGGAAUAAGAUUACGUCAGCAUGUUACAAAAAGAUCUUCUAGUGAUAUACUAUACGAAGAUAAAACUUCUUCAAAGAAGAAGGAAAUACUGCCGAAUGAAACUCAACAUUUGCUUUUCCUUUUUACAUUUUAUCUUUUCUUGUCCAUUAUCAUAAUUGCUUUCGAAAAAAAAUUGCCUGAACCGUUAAUGAUAAGUAAGAAGGGUCUAUACCCAGAAAGAUUUAUAGCAGAAAGAGCACAUAAUCACCUUCUAAAUCUUACAUCCAUUGGUCCGCGGAUCGUUGGAAGUUAUGAGAAUGAAGUAUUGGCUAUUAAAUAUUUAACAAACAGUAUCAAUAACAUAAUUAAAGAUGCCAAUGAAAAUCAUAAGAUUUUAGUCAAUGUAACUAAACAUAGUGGAGCUUUUCCCUUAAAAUUUCUUGAUGGAAUGACAAAUGUUUAUAGAAAUGUUCAAAAUGUCAUUGUUAAAAUUGGCCCGCAUAGACCUACGCAAAGCAGUCUAUUGAUAAAUUGUCACUUUGACACUUUUCCUGAAAGUCCUGGUGGUUCUGAUGAUGGGGCUGGGUGUGCUGUGAUGUUAGAAACUUUGCGUGUAAUUGCUCAUAGUUCAAAGUUGUUAAAGCAUAAUAUUAUAUUUUUAUUUAAUGGUGCUGAAGAAAAUUUAUUACAGGCUUCCCAUGGCUUUAUAACACAACAUCCUUGGGCUAAGGAAGUGCGUGCUUUUAUAAAUUUAGAGGCGUGUGGUGCAGGUGGUCGCGAAUUGUUAUUUCAGGCUGGACCUGACAGCUCUUGGAUUCUUCAGAUAUAUGCUAAGUCUGUCCCCUACCCAUACGCAUCGUCUUUAGCUCAAGAAAUAUUUGAAAGUGGUAUCGUACCCGGAGAUACUGAUUUUCGAAUUUUUAGAGAUUUUGGAAAUGUUUCUGGUCUUGACUUUGCUUGGGCAACCAAUGGCUACGUAUACCAUACAAAAUUUGAUAAUAUCCAACAAAUACCAUUAGGAUCUUUGCAAAGAACUGGAGAUAAUAUUCUCGCUCUGUUACAAGGGAUAGUUUUAGAAAAUUAUUUGUCCGAGGCUGCGUUUCAAGAGAACGUAGGGAAUCUCGUGUUUUUUGAUUUCUUAGGCGCAUUUGUUAUCAGAUGGUCGCAAUACGUGGCAAGCACAAUUAAUAUCGUUAGUAUAAUCGCUGGUAUAUAUUCAAUAUAUCUAAACACUAAAAGUGCACGGCGAGAUGCGAAAAGAUCGAUAUACUUAAAACAUUUAGUAUUAUGUAUUGGGGCAAUAAUUAUUUCAUGGCUAGUCUCGAUUUUAUCGUGCACAUUGAUUGCACUGAUCCUUACAAAACUUGGGAAAGUUAUGAGUUGGUAUGCAAGACCAGCGUGGCUUUUUUUCUUAUACGUAUGCCCAACUAUUUUCGUAUCGAUGACAUUCUUCUCGUAUGUUGGAUCACGACAAAAGAAGGAGGUUAAGUCUACAUGGGUAUUAUAUCAAAUAUAUUGCGAUGCAUAUUCUAUAAUGUGGAUGUCUAUUCUCUUCUGUUGUGUUCUGUUUGAAAUCCGAUCUGGUUUCAUACCAUUACAUUGGGUCGUAUUUCCCACAGUUGGAAAUUUACUUCGAUAUCACUUCUUUAACAAAUGGAGAGGCUGGAAAUGGCUUUUUUAUUAUUUAGCAACAAUGUGCUUACCUUAUAUACAGUCCUUUUAUUUAGUAAUAGGAGCUCUUUAUCUUUUCAUUCCGAUAAUGGGACGAUCUGGUAGUAGUAUAAAUUCCGAAGUUGUUAUGGCUAACAUGUUAUGCAUAUUGUUUUGUUUACUGCUUAGUUUCACGUUACCAAUUGUACUUUUGAUUAAAAACGCCGAACGCAUUCUAAGCGUGCUGGUUGGAAUAUUUCUAAUAACUAUCGGUGUAUUGAUUCUGACUCCGCUCGGUUUUCCUUAUAGCGGUGAUUUGUCAUCUUUGGCACCAGAACGAUUUAUGAUCGCGCACUCGCAAAGACAAUAUUAUGACAUUAAUGGUAACCUACGGUAUUCGGGAACUGGAUAUUGGAUAGCUGAUCUAGAUAUGAAUAGCCCACACAGCGUGGAAGCUAUGGUACCUGAAAUAGGUGCUGUAACACCAACGGUAAAAGAUUGCGAGAAAGAGUUGUACUGCGGUCUACCAUAUUUUAUGCCUGUUACAACAUUUUUAUGGAAAACAAGCUGGAUUCCAGGUCCUGCGCCACUUAUCAGUAUUCCAACAAAACUUGAGCUCAUUUCAAAAACAACGAAACAAAAUAUUGUCAGUUUCACUUUCAAUGUUACAGGUCCAGAUCAUAUAAGCAUAAUUUUAUCUCCGUACAAAGGGGUUCAUUUAGAAAAAUGGUCGGUCGUAGAGGGUAAACCGUUAGAAGGACCUAAAUGGAACGAUAGAGAAACGUAUUUUAUUUAUUAUUCUUGUGCAUCCGAUUGUGUUCCUUUUACAUUUUCUUUCGAAUUGAAUGUGAAUAACAUGCCAAAAACUCCAUGCUUAUCGGUGGCGUUAGGUGGCCACUUUUUGCAUGGCGAACAUCAAACAUCAUUGAGAUUCAAACGAUUUUUAGCACAAUUUCCAUCUUGGACAGUGGUCACUCCAUGGACAGCGACGUAUACAUCUUGGCAAUUUUAAUACUAUGUCAAGCUGUUCCACGUAUACAGAAUGCAUUUGCAAGAAAGUAGUCGGCGGGAGCCUAACGAAAACGACACUGUACUAGGAUAGCCAUAGAUACGUCUAAAAGACGCAUAAUAUCUAAACAAUGCAAACUUAUAAGCUUAAGGGUUAGAGUAAUCCCAUAUUAUAUACACAAAUUCCUUAAAUUGCAAUAUAGCAAGAUACACCAAGAUUAACACUUAAAAAGAAAUAUUGAAGAAUGAAAUGUCUUUCAUUCUAUUUAUAUAACAUUUUUUACUAGUACAUUACCGAUACCAUUUUUGGAAGUAGUCUUAAGAUACGAAUCGAAGAACGAUACGAGAGUAAAUAUUGCCAUGAAAAUGUUUCUAUUUCCAAUGGUCGUAAUUGUCUAUCGUAGGGAUCCAAUAUGAUUUAGCAUAUCAAACGUAUGCCUUAGAAUAAUUACGGCUACAUUUAAAUUUUAAAUGCUUUAAAUUUAUCUGAUAGGGAAUCUAGAAGAUUGAAAAGCUUUAAAAUUGAACUGUCCGUACGAUUGGAUACAAAUUGUUUCUGUUUUUUUUUUCUUCUUCUUCUAGUCGAAGAA